GGCAACAUCACUGCAGCGGCGCGGGGUCCGACUCACAGGUGCUUCCCCUCGGCUGCAGUUCCUAGAAAGAAAACCAACAAGCAACUGCCUCUGUAAGUAUUUAACGCUGUUCAGACACUAAGCGCUGCGGGUCGAUCACUGGGAGAGGGAUUCGACAAACGCACCCACGGGACCGACGGGAUCUGUACCUGGAGGAUGUGCGGUAUGGAUGUAGAUCUGGAGGAUAGCGGUUCAGGUGAGGAGGAAAAAGAGGAUGAGUUUUGGAUCGGGGAGGGGGUAAAGAUGCUGCCUCCUCCCGUGGCCCACAGCGGCGGCAGUAUGUGGGGCAGCCGCAGGGGCAGGUGUGGCUGCGUGGCCUUUGGGGCAGCUCUCAUCCUCUGGAACCUGUGCGUCGUCCUAGCCAGCGCUCUGCUCCUGGCUGUGGUCUUCUCCGUGGUGCUGCUGCCUGCAAUGCUGCUGCUCUACGCUGGUUUCCUCUGCCAUUCAAAGGUCCUUGAUGCCCCCUCCGCCAUCUGCCGUUACCUUGACGACAACAGCUGCUCCGCCCUCAUCAUCCUGGGCUUUGUGAUGAUGUCGCCGCUGGUGGUCGUGGCGGCUGCAGUCUUCUGCGGGCUGUUCCGAAGGUUUCGACUCCUGCUUCUCAUUCAGCCAAUUACGCGUGCCUGGUACCGAGGGCGGCUGCUGGACUGGGUGGGCAGCAUCCACGCCUGGGUCUAAUUGAAACGGAGUAGGAGGUGCCGAGGGUCGACAUAACAGUCAGUAUGGAUCAGAAAGUUAGAUUAGUGUGAUAUCAAACAGAGAGGAACAGGGGGUAGAGAAAUUAUCAGGAAGACCUUAGAAUAUGAUGCAGUUCGAUACAAUAGUCCUAUAAAGAAUCCUUUCUUUCUAAACAGGAGAUCAGUUUUUGUCAGAUAACUGUUGAUUGAAAUAGAUGGUAUGUUAUUAAGCAAUAGUUAAACAUUCUGUUAAGGACUUUUAUUUGCUUGAUG
Messenger RNA from Xiphias gladius (swordfish), 989 nucleotides. RefSeq names its product transmembrane protein 88 (gene tmem88bl). Gene Ontology annotation, cellular component: plasma membrane. Lineage: Eukaryota; Metazoa; Chordata; Actinopteri; Istiophoriformes; Xiphiidae. The record is from RefSeq and is a predicted model, not a curated record. The transcript is spliced from 3 exons. Gene Ontology annotation, molecular function: PDZ domain binding. The coding region runs from base 196 to 717 and encodes 173 amino acids.